ACAAAGGAUGGGCCAAGUUGCCCACACUACAAAGCAAUGCACACACCAGCACGCUCAUUCAAAUAUACAUAUCCAACCUUCGUUUUUGGCUUCCAUGUCAAGAACAUACAAGAUCAGAACUGCAGUUAAGAAGUUCUGCGAGCACUGUUACAUUGCAAGAAGAAAGGGAAGAGUUUAUGUUCUCUGCAAGGCGAAUCCAAAACACAAACAAAAGCAAGCUUGA
Pichia membranifaciens NRRL Y-2026 is the source of this 223-nucleotide messenger RNA. RefSeq lists its product as hypothetical. The transcript has a single exon. Gene Ontology annotation, biological process: ribosome biogenesis; translation. Gene Ontology annotation, cellular component: mitochondrial large ribosomal subunit; ribosome. Lineage: Eukaryota; Fungi; Ascomycota; Pichiomycetes; Pichiales; Pichiaceae. Bases 8 to 223 code for a protein of 71 amino acids. Gene Ontology annotation, molecular function: structural constituent of ribosome. The record is from RefSeq and is a predicted model, not a curated record.